UUCUAUAAAUUUGGAAGAAAAAAAGCUCCUCAUUUUUCCUUUGAUUGGUUUCGUUUCAGACUUUUUUUAGACUCUCUCUCUCUCUCUUCUUUCUCUCUAAAUCGAAAAGGAAAAAGGUUCAAGCUUUAUGGGGAAGAUCCAAUCUUUCAAGCAGGAGUUCUCAUUCGAUGAACGACUUGAAGAAUCAAAAAGUAUAAUUGCAAAGUACCCGGAUCGAGUUCCGGUGAUCAUUGAAAGAUAUUCCAGGACAGACCUGCCUGAAAUGGAAAAGAAAAAAUUCCUGGUUCCUAGAGAUAUGUCUGUCGGGCAGUUCAUCCAUAUCUUAAGCAGCAGGCUUCACUUGACCCCGGGGAAAGCUCUUUUUGUUUUUGUGAAGAACACUUUACCUCAAACAGCCAGUCGCUUGGAUUCCAUCUAUGAAACUUACAAGGAGGAUGACGGUUUCCUGUAUAUGUGUUACAGCAGCGAGAAAACCUUUGGCUAAUCUUGCCAUCUCCUCCCCUAAUUAUCUAAUCGCCUCGUCCAUAUCAGUGACUUGUAAGUAUUCAUUGUUAACUUGUUCUCAAUCAGAACGGACCUGUGAGGCUUGCUUCACUCUCCAUUAUCAUGUUCUUUGUAUAUUUGAUUCUUUGUGAAUUCUGUAAAGUUCGCAACUUUUAAUAAAUGCAACAUUUACCUAUUCA
Messenger RNA from Pyrus x bretschneideri (Chinese white pear), 683 nucleotides. RefSeq names its product autophagy-related protein 8i. The transcript is spliced from 5 exons. Lineage: Eukaryota; Viridiplantae; Streptophyta; Magnoliopsida; Rosales; Rosaceae. Gene Ontology annotation, biological process: cellular response to nitrogen starvation. Bases 128 to 484 code for a protein of 118 amino acids. The record is from RefSeq and is a predicted model, not a curated record.